This is a messenger RNA of Misgurnus anguillicaudatus (oriental weatherfish), 3995 nucleotides long. RefSeq names its product odorant receptor 131-2-like. Lineage: Eukaryota; Metazoa; Chordata; Actinopteri; Cypriniformes; Cobitidae. Gene Ontology annotation, biological process: detection of chemical stimulus involved in sensory perception of smell; G protein-coupled receptor signaling pathway. The record is from RefSeq and is a predicted model, not a curated record. Gene Ontology annotation, cellular component: membrane. Gene Ontology annotation, molecular function: odorant binding; G protein-coupled receptor activity; olfactory receptor activity.
UCAACCUUCCAUUAGAAAACCUGCAACAGUGUUAAGCGUAUAGAGCCUCAGCGAGUCAUAAUGAUGAUCAAUGAUAUAUGUUGCGGGCGUUCAGAGUGUAACGACAGUCAGUUACAGUUUACAUUUAACAGUUUCUUGCCAGAAUUUAAGUUUUACAUUGUAAUUUGUUUAUUUAAAACGGAUUCUGGUCUCCUUUCCUGUGUAUAGCAGCGUUGCUAUGCUAAUCUUGUAGGCUUUCCUGAAGAGGGUCUUUGCUUUCAGUAUCCUAAAAUAAACCGUGUUUGCAUUUUUGGCAUCGGACCCUCUCAGAUCCACUGUGGAUGCCAUUUCGUUGCGUUAGCAGCCAGCCUCGUCUCGAAUGAGGUUAAAAAGCUCAGUUGUGUGUUCGAGCAUCGUGCAUCGUUGUGAUCAUGCCUACUUUAACUUCUUCGCGCUUGUUUAAUUUUUUCACCAGCUGUGUAUGUGCUUUGCACAGGCGCCGCACACACGUGCUUGCUUUUUCGACAAUCGUUAAGUUUUAUUGACUAAAUUCUUAUCGACAGUUAAUCGAAGAUCAUCCCUACUACAAUCUAUAACCAUUUCCUGAGUAUAAUAAUGCAAUAACAAAUAACUAAUGUUAAAAUAAUUUUCAUUAUGGUAGACUCACCACCUUUCUUUCUCUUUGUCUCUCUGUCAUAAAUUUAGGCCCUGUCCCAAAUUACACACUUGAUUUACAGUUAUGUGGCUUUCAUGUGCCUGUGAAGUGUACCAUUUGUAAUUUUAAGUUUGUAGGGGGUGCUCAUGAGCGCAUCCUAUGUGCCUCCCCUUCUUCUGCCCACGUGCCAUGGUUACCACAUUCUAGCUGGCACUGUAAAUGCUAUAUAAGUUCAUGAGCAUUUCUUUACAGGAUCUGCAGCUGGCGUGGAUAGAAGAUUGAUGUCUGACAGAUUCACCAUAGGAAGAAGACACAUUUGUGUCUAAGCUUAUGGCGGAGGCCAAUGGCACAAUCACAGAGGUGUCUUUUCUGUACCAGCAAAUCUUUAAGAUAGACUUUGAUGCUGGCAUUCACACUAGAAACUCAUUGGCUGUGCUUAUACCCCUGUUCUUCAUCUUUGUAAACUGUGUCAUGCUCUUUGCUUUAAGAAGCAAGUCUGUCUUUUAUGAAACUCCACGCUACAUUCUGUUUGGUCACAUGCUUAUAAAUGAUUCUGUACUUUUGUCGUUCACAGCCAUCAUGUAUAUUUUGGCUUCUAUCCCAAUAGAAAUCACCAAAGCCUUGUGUGCUCUUUUUGUUUUUAUCUCCCACUGCACUUUCCGUAACUCUCCUUUGACACUCGCAGUGAUGUCUCUGGAGCGGUAUGUGGCUAUCUGCUUCCCUUUAAGACACUGCAACAUUGCCACACCAAGAAGGACCAACAUCAUUUUGGGAUUCAUAUGGAUUCUUAGCUCUCUGACUAUUGCUAUAGAUAUCAUUUUAGUAUUAAUUGUCAACCCCAGUAGCUUAUCAGAUAAUAUAUUUUGCACGUACGAGAAACUGUUAGUAGCGAAAUGGCAGAUGGAUAAAGCUCAAGGGUUUGAUAUUCUUUAUUUUGUGUCUGUUGCAGUAAUUAUUAUUUUUACUUACAUUAGCAUUAUGAUCACAGCCAGGUCUGUUACAUCUGAUAAAGAUUCUGCUAAGAAAGCCCUCAGGACAGUGCUAUUGCACCUGAUUCAACUUUGUCUGUGUCUCACCACUUUUCUAUAUGCUACAAUAGAGAAAGCACUGUACAUGAUGUCAGGUAACAGUCCUCCUUUCUUUUAUACCCUCAAAUAUCUGAAUUAUAUUACUGUUCUUAUUCUGCCACGCUGCUUAAGCCCUUUGAUCUACGGUCUGAGAGAUGAGGCCUUGUUGCCUUUAUUCAAAUAUUACUUCUGUUAUCGUUCAGGUAGAGCAAGACCCUGUGUUAAUGUACAUUAACUGAUCUGGAGAGGUGUUAUAAUAUCAAAAAAUAGUUGGUCUAAAUGUGUAAUUCUGUUGACACUAAAAAAGUCUGAAACUUUGUUUAAUAUUAAUACUUAUUUUUGAAACUCUAUAUUUGUUAAAACCAAUGUUUAGUUGGACAUAAGACCUAUAAUAAUUUCUGCUUCUCAAGUAGUGCUGACAUUCACUAACCAAGUACUAUAAACAUUAGCAUAAAAAUUUGUUCACUGGAAAAGUAAUGAAGCAACUAGUAAUGAACAGAUUUUCAGUUCUAAAGCAUAAGUGUCUUUGGGGUUCACCAAUUUAAAUAUAUGGGGCUUGCGUUUGGAGGAUGUCAUUUAAUGUAUAGGUUUCUAAUUUUUUAUCUUUUAAACUAUUGUUGCUUGAGGUUGGGGUUAGAUUUGGGGUUUGUGUUAAGAUAUCCGAAAAAAAUAAAAAGAAGAGCAACUUAAACUAUUGUCUGAAAGAUAAUGUCUUUUUAGGUUAAUAUAUUAGCAGUUGUAUAGCUUACUUUGCAGUAAAUCUAUGUUAGCUAUUCACAUGCUAUAAGCUGAUGUCAAUACCACUAAUGGUGGUCUGUCAAUUUGUGAUUAAUUCAGGUAAAAUUCAAAUCAGUACUACUAUGACAGUAAAAGCCUCUGUUUUAUUGUCUGUUUUGGGAAUGGGAGAUAAAGACUGACCUCUUUACUGUGGGCAAUAGAAACUUAUUAUUCAAAUGAUAUAUUUUGUGCUGAACAAAUGUUUUGUAACACAUCCAUUUAGAUAAAUGUUAAAUGGGUGGUUCAAUGGUAUUUCAUGCAUUCUGACUUAUUAACACAGUUAUAGAGUUGUUUCCUCAUGCUAAAUGUAGACAAAGUGUCAAAAAAGUAGUUGGGCGUGUUACAGACUAUUUCUUUGCCGAAUCGAAUGCACUUCGCCAGGGUUCGUACAAGUUUCUGAAAGUUUUUUUCGAUUACGGGUCCAGCUGAUGUUUCAGGGGUUUCUAUACGUAUCAUUUCUUUUUAUGGGCACUUCCCCCGGAAACGCCGCCCACCCGUCAAUCAGCGGGAGACGCUAGAACUUACAAACAUCACAUCACGCGACAGCUUUGUUUAAUUUCAAAACUCAACAAUGGCACGAAAGAAGAAGUGUGUUUUUGGAUGUAAGGAGAAGAAAGUCAGCCUUAUGGAAACAAUGGAUAUAGUUUAUUAUCCGGGGUAGCAGCGGAGUUUUGCGUGUGUUUGAUGCGCUGGAUUUCAUUGAAAAGUCCCAACUGGGUCAUGAGUUGCAUGCAGUAAGUAAAUAGGCAUGUGCAUAUUAUAUAAAUGACAUGAACAUGUAGUGAAUCAUAAGUUAAACAGUGUUGUAUAAUGUUGUAUGACUCGUACUCGCUCCUCCCGCAGUAGUAAGUCCUCCUUCUUCAUUUUUUCGUACGUUAUUGGAAAGAUUCGGUAAGCUAAUCUUUCUUUUAUAAAUCUGAUUAAACUAAAGAUUCUUCUGAGAUAUAAAGGACUCUAUAGGUACUCCAGAUUAACAUCAGAAAUGCAGAAACAGCGUGUGUUAUGUGAGCUUUAAGCAUUUCAUUUAUUUCUUUUUUUGAUUGAAUAACUAAUUACAUGUUAUAGUAAACUUUACAAUAAAUUUAUAUUUGUUAACAAAAUUCUGUAAUCGUUUUCUCAUUCAUGUGUUGUUCCUGUAUAAAUUUCUUUAUUCUGAUGUACACAAUAGAAGAUAUUUUGAUAAAUGAUGGUAAGUACACAGCUGAUUGUAGCCAUUUUAUAAUUUGUUCAUUUUUAAUGAAUGCAGACCUUCCGCAAGGAAAACCAGUUUACUUUUAGUUUUAAGAUAAGAAGUUCAGAUGUUAUGUACACACUAUUUGGUUUAAUCAUUUGUAAAUAUAACAUCGACAAUUAUAAAUCUGGUUAGUUAAUCAUAAAUUGUUGUAAUAUGCGUGAUUUCCGAAUCUAUAAUGCUCACUUAACUUAAACCAGGCUUGAUGACGUAUGCAGCCUGCAUAUGCGACCUCCAGAGGCUGCAACCUUCUGAUUGAGAAACGGCCAUCGUCGUACAAGCUUAU